Arabidopsis arenosa is the source of this 1143-nucleotide messenger RNA. Lineage: Eukaryota; Viridiplantae; Streptophyta; Magnoliopsida; Brassicales; Brassicaceae. The record is from the annotation of a GenBank genome assembly.
UCAACAACAACAUAAUAUCUCUCUAAAACUAAGAAAUGGGUCGUAGAAAAAUAGAGAUUAAACGUAUUGAAAAUAGCAUCGAAAGGAAAGCGACGUUUUUAAGACUCCGAGAUGACAUUUUUAAGAAGGCCGAUGCACUCGAAAAGCUGUGUCAUGUGGAAGUUAAUGUCUUGGUCAUCUCCCCCACAAAUGUACCGUACACAUACGGUAAUCCAUGCUUCAACGAUGUGGUUGAGCAUAUCCAAAAUCCUAGUGCUUCGUCCAAACUCGAUAGUCUCAUGAAAGAAUUGGAACAUAUCAAAGAGCUUGAGGAGGUUUUGACGAAGAGGCAACAAAGAAACCGUGAAAAGUCCAAUAUGAAGAGGAUUGUUGAUCUGAAAUUGGAGGACUUAGUUGCUUUCAAGAGGAAACUUGAGGCUUUUCAAGCGGGUUUAAAGAGGAAGCAUGUAGAGAUGGAAUAUUUCUCUUCUCCAUCGAUGCUCUCAAAGAAUACGAAGAAGAAGAAGAUAAGGACCGAGUUUCUUCCGGACAGAGCAGGUUCAACUCGAUUUGCGAGACAGAUGGGUCUUAAAAACAUUAAGUGGAUUUGCCCAACUGCUCCUUCACGCCCCAUUACUAUCUUAGGUGGAAUGGAAACCAAUGCAUGGUUCGAUAUCGCAGAAAUUUCUGAAAACAUGCAAGAUGAUGUGGAGUCAUUAAAUCGUGCUGCUUUAUCUAUUGCUAACCUUUUAUCUGAAGAGCCCCCAAACAUCAUGAUAGGAAUAGGAGGUACCGGCUUGGGUGCAGCGCAAGCUCUCUACCUUGCGAGUAAGAGUUGUUAUGACACUAAUCAACGGCUUCAAAUAAAGCCACGAGUUGUUAUAGGGCUCAAUGGUUGGCUUCCUGUCUGGAGAAGCUUACAAAACAACAUAGCAUCUAAUCCCGGGGGUAGAGAUCGUCCUAUAUCACUACCAAUCUUACUUACACAUUCUAAUGAUGUGGUACCGUACGAAUUUACACACAAAUGUGCUCAUUCCCUUCUCAUGGCUGGAUUUCAGAGCACGCUAAGAAAAUAUGAAGGGGAACAUAAUUGGGACGAGGUAAAGCAAUGGCUCAGACAUUACCUUGGGCUCUGAGGAUUAACACUAAACUCUACAUUAAAAG